AUGAUUAACAGUUUUGACCGACGACCCUCAGGCCCCUCGGGAAUCAGUACGAUUAACAGUUUUGACCCACGACCCUCAGGCACCUCGGGAAUCAGUAUGAUUAACUGUUUUGACCGACGACUCUCAGGCCCCUCGGGAAUCAGUCUGAUUAACAGUUUUGACCCACGACCCUCAGGCCCCUCGGGAAUCAGUAUGAUUAACAGUUUUGACCCACGACCCUCAGGCCCCUCGGGAAUCAGUAUGAUUAACAGUUUUGACCCACGACCCUCAGGCCCCUCGGGAAUCAGUAUGAUUAACAGUUUUGACCGACGACCCUCAGGCCCCUCGGGAUUCAGUAUGAUUAACAGUUUUGACCCACGACCCUCAGGCCCCUCGGGAAUCAGUAUGAUUAACAGUUUUGACCCACGACCGUCAGGCCCCUCGGGAAUCAGUAUGAUUAACAGUUUUGACCCACGACCCUCAGGCCCCUCGGGAAUCAGUAUGAUUAACAGUUUUGACCCACGACCCUCAGGCCCCUCGGGAAUCAGUAUGAUUAACAGUUUUGACCCACGACCCUCAGGCCCCUCGGGAAUCAGUAUGAUUAACAGUUUUGACCCACGACUCUCAGGCCCCUCGGGAAUCAGUAUGAUUAACAGUUUUGACCCACGACCCUCAGGCCCCUCGGGAAUCAGUAUGAUUAACAGUUUUGACCCACGACUCUCAGGCCCCUCGGGAAUCAGUAUGAUUAACAGUUUUGACCCACGACCCUCAGGCCCCUCGGGAAUCAGUAUGAUUAACAGUUUUGACCGACGACCCUCAGGCCCCUCGGGAAUCAGUAUGAUUAACAGUUUUGGUUCAUCAUUCUGUAUGGAAAAUUUCAGUAAAUUUUGCUUUUUAUCUUAG
This is a messenger RNA of Ylistrum balloti, 882 nucleotides long. RefSeq lists its product as uncharacterized. Bases 1 to 882 code for a protein of 293 amino acids. The record is from RefSeq and is a predicted model, not a curated record. NCBI's taxonomy places the organism in Eukaryota, Metazoa, Mollusca, Bivalvia, Pectinida, Pectinidae. The transcript has a single exon.